This is a messenger RNA of Linum trigynum, 1733 nucleotides long. The record is from the annotation of a GenBank genome assembly. NCBI's taxonomy places the organism in Eukaryota, Viridiplantae, Streptophyta, Magnoliopsida, Malpighiales, Linaceae.
UCUGCUGCAGCCCACGGGCCAUUUGGCGGAAACGAAAGAUCGCGGGUGAGAUGGCGGAUGGUACCGGAGUGAAAUGCCAGCGCAGCGGCAGCGGGGACUGCCACGGCGAUAAUUCCUUCACUCAGUCCGUCAGUCGAGACUCGAGAGCAUACUCCUCUUACAGUGAAAAAAAAAAAAAAUAGAAAAAUUCGAAGCUUUUCUUUUGGUUGACGAAGCAAGCAAGGAAGGAAUCUUGAAAAACCUCAAAGCACGCAGGCAGGAGGAAGGAAUGAAUUAUUCGAAGGACUUUCCCGCUUGCUAAAUAACACGACUCGCCCUUUUUCCCCUGUUCGACAAGAGUUGAUCGCCGUUUCCGACUCAGCUGAUCUACCCGACAGAGUUCCUGGGUCGGGCCAAGAUCUUGGUGGGAGAAGCUGGGUAGAGCUCUUGGCAAUCCCAUUUGUUCCGAUUCUGGUUUCUAGGGCUGGUGAGAAAAAAAAAAGGUUGGAUCUUUGGGUUCUGCUAAUUGCGCGGAUUUGGGAGCGAGGGUGUGAAGGAAUCUUUCUCAAAUGGCAAUCAACAAGUCAAGACCUAAAAAGCCCUCCAAAUUGUCCGUUUACCUUUAUAUUCCCAACAUAAUUGGUUAUGUGCGGGUUCUCAUGAAUGUUUAUGCCUUUGCUAUAUGUUUCACCAACAAGCAGCUUUUCUGCAUCCUUUAUUUCAUUAGUUUUGUGUGUGAUGGGAUUGAUGGUUGGGCUGCUCGGAAAUUCAAUCAAGUUUCAACAUUUGGAGCAGUUCUGGACAUGAUAACAGACAGGAUUAGCACCGCCUGUCUGCUUGUAAUCCUUUCUCAAGUAUACAGGCCUGGUUUGACUUUUGUAUCACUGCUUGCCCUGGAUAUUGGUAGCCACUGGCUGCAGAUGUACAGUACAUUCUUGCUAGGUAAAGCUAGUCACAAAGAUGUGAAAGACAGCACCAGCUGGCUAUUCAGGGCUUACUAUGGCAACCGUAUGUUUAUGGCUUACUGUUGUGUUGCGUGUGAGGUUCUCUAUAUUUCCUUAUAUCUUCUAGCCGAAAAGCCAACUGAACAUUUGAUGGAUGUCCUGUUGUCCUUGACGAAAGAGAUUUCCCCUUUCUCGAUUUUAGUUGGUUUAAGUUUGUUCGGAUGGGCAAUCAAACAAGUUGUAAAUGUGAUACAGAUGAAGACGGCAGCAGAUAUUUGUGUCCUUCACGACAUCAACAAGAAAGAGAGCCCUUGACAAUGCUCUCCAUGGUUUCCGCAAAGAAGAAGGGAAGGUUUCUCCAUGAGCCAAAGUUCCUGCGUUCUUAUGUUUAUGUGGAAAAACACUAAUUCGGGGUGGGCGCAGCAAUGUCACUGUACUGCAACUUUGCAGGUUUCUCUAACUUCUUGUCUUUCCACAACUUGUGUCUUGUUCAUUGCCGUGGGAAGGAAAGAUCUGAUGCUUGGUGCAAGAUAUGUUCAUGUGGUUUAAUCCCACUGGACCAGGUUUUGAGAGUUUGGUGUGGUUUUUAGUUUUUUUUUUUUUGCCGUGUGUGGCAUUGUUUCCUUUCAGAACACUGGCUGGUUGUGUCUAGUUAUAGAUCUCAGAAGUUGAGGAAGUCCAUCGUGCCGAAUUUCUAGGCCUCACACAUCCAAGUUUCAAAACUCCUGUGAUGAUAUAGGAAACCCUUUUCCAUAGAACUAGAUUGAAUUUCACAUGAUUUACAUCUGGAAAUAAAUAGUUCCCAUGUAU